Messenger RNA from Tupaia belangeri chinensis (Chinese tree shrew), 518 nucleotides. RefSeq names its product signal sequence receptor subunit 4 (gene SSR4). Gene Ontology annotation, cellular component: membrane; endomembrane system; endoplasmic reticulum. The record is from RefSeq and is a predicted model, not a curated record. Lineage: Eukaryota; Metazoa; Chordata; Mammalia; Scandentia; Tupaiidae.
CAGAGGCCUGCGUGGAGCCCCAGAUCACCCCCUCCUACUACACCACAUCAGAUGCUGUCAUUUCCACCGAGACCGUCUUCAUUGUGGAGAUCUCCCUGACGUGCAAGAACAGGGUCCAGAACAUGGCUCUGUAUGCUGACGUCAGUGGAAAACAGUUCCCUGUUACCCGGGGCCAGGAUGUGGGCCGUUACCAGGUGUCCUGGAGCCUGGACCAUAAGAGCGCCCACGCAGGCACCUAUGAGGUCAGAUUCUUUGAUGAGGAGUCCUACAGCCUCCUCCGGAAAGCACAGAGGAAUAAUGAGGACAUUUCGAUCAUCCCACCCCUGUUCACAGUCAGCGUGGACCAUCGGGGCACCUGGAACGGGCCCUGGGUCUCCACCGAGGUGCUGGCCGCAGCCAUUGGCCUAGUGAUCUACUACCUGGCCUUCAGCGCAAAGAGCCACAUCCAAGCCUGAAAGCAGGUGCCCUCCAUGCUGCCUUCAAUAAAAGGUCAUUGGCUGUCACCAGCACAUUCAGGA